Gossypium raimondii (Peruvian cotton) is the source of this 1337-nucleotide messenger RNA. RefSeq lists its product as uncharacterized. The transcript has 8 exons. Lineage: Eukaryota; Viridiplantae; Streptophyta; Magnoliopsida; Malvales; Malvaceae. The coding region runs from base 113 to 1123 and encodes 336 amino acids. The record is from RefSeq and is a predicted model, not a curated record.
AAAUGAUGAUUAGCUCAGAUACGCAUGUUGAAAGGGUCAGGACACAGCAAAAUGGGUUAAAUAAAUCCCCACCCAGUUGGCCAAAGCAUUAAACUAAAGAAGCAAAAGCAGCAUGGGCAUGGCAGUUCAUUGCAAUUCCGCUCCCUUGUCUUGCAAAACUUGGAGAAACAGAGGCCCCACACUCUUACCCGCCCGUCUCUGCUCACUUCCUCAAACCCCAUUUAGCUUCCGUUCAGAUGCAUUAAAGCUCUCAACUUGCAGGUGGGAUAAGGUGGCUUCUGCUGUUGCUUCUGAAGAAAGUGCAGUUGGAUCAAGCUCUUCUGGGACUGAUGUAUUCAACCUUACUUACCUAGAGGGGAAUAGUUGGCUGUGGGAUAUAAGUGGGGUGAGAGUUUUGGUUGAUCCAAUAUUGGUGGGUAACUUGGAUUUUGGUAUUCCAUGGCUCUAUGAUGCUGCCAAGAAAUUUUUGAAGAAUUUCGAGCUUACUGACCUUCCUCAAGUUGAUUGCUUACUCAUAACACAAAGCCUUGAUGAUCACUGCCAUUUAAAAACCUUAAAACCGCUCUCCGAGAUGUCCCCAAAUCUCAGAGUCAUUGCUACUCCAAAUGCCAAGCCUUUGCUGGAUCCUCUUUUCAGAAAUGUUACAUAUCUAGAACCUGGUCAGGAGUCUGAAGUUGAAGCAGAGAAUGGUUCCAAAGUCAGAAUUCAAGCUACUGCUGGGCCAGUCCUGGGUCCUCCAUGGCAACGACCUGAGAAUGGGUAUCUAGUCAUUUCUCCACAGGGCCAAUUGACUCUCUAUUAUGAACCUCAUUGCGUAUACAAUAAAGAUUUUCUUGAGAAGGAGCAUGCUGACAUUGUUAUCACCCCAGUGAUCAAGCAGCUUCUUCCAAAUUUUACUCUGGUUUCUGGACAAGAAGAUGCAGUGCAAUUAGCUAAACUGCUCCAUGCCAAGUUCAUUGUGCCAAUGAAAAAUGGAGAUCUUGAUAGCAAAGGAUUUCUUGCCAGCAUAAUCCAGGGUGAAGGAACAAUUGAAUCAUUCAAGGAGCUUUUGUCGAAGGAACUACCAGAUGCAAAGACUUUAGAGCCCACACCUGGUGAACCAUUGCAUAUUCCUCCCCCCUAAAAUCUCUACAUUUGCUAGUAAAACUAAAAAGAAAAGGGUAAAAGUGGAUAGGUUAAAAUAUGUUAUAUGUCUUUGUACUCUUCAUAAAUUUAGAAUUUAAUCUGUGUCGAACAUAUGUUUGUAUUUGUAUUGUAUCCGAAUUAUACUUGUAUUAGUGAAACUUUAUAAAAAAAAAACAGUUAUAUUAAAUGGUUGAUAUAUCCCAUUUCAAUUA